AUGCGCCCGCAUCUUCGCCCCAUCCGCCCGCAUCUUUCCCCUAUCCGCCCGCAUCUUCCCCCCAUCCGCCCGCAUCUUUCCCCCAUCCGCCCGCGUCUCCCCCCUAUCCGCCUGCGCAGCCCUCCCGCGUAUUACUACCGGCCUGGGUACGGACUUGGAGCGAACAAAUGGCUUAUAUACCUUAUGGGCGGUCGCUGGUGCCUCUCCCCCAGUCAGUGCCGCCUACGGGCCGACACAGAGCUGGGGUCGACCAAGGGUUGGCCCAGGCCGGGGGAUUCGGGCUUUGAAAGCAACCUUGACAGCAUGGGAGCGGGGUUUCAGGGCAUGCUGAGCGGCGAUUCGUCGAAAAAUCCCUACUUCUAUUCCUGGAACAUGGUGGUUGUGCUGUACUGCGACGGGGGUGUUUUCGCCGGGGUGAAGGGAAAAGCCCUGUACGACCACUCUCAACCGUACUAUCUCUCCGGACGACCGAUUUUGAACUCGAUUCUGGGAGAUCUCAACAACAAGGGUCUGAAGCAAGCGAAUUCCGUCCUCCUUACAGGCUGCUCCGCUGGCGCUAUAGCGGUGUCGAUGGCGUGUGAUGCCAUGGCUCAGUUCCACUUCCCUCGUACCGCCAAAGUCAAAUGCCUCAUGGACGCUGGCUUCUUCAUGGACACCCUGGACAUCACCGGGCAGUACAGCUUUCGAGGCAUUGUGCAGCGAAUGUUUCGAUUCCAUUCCAUGACUGCCGCUGCUGACGAUGAUUGUCGCACGGUCUUGUUCAUCCUUCAUCUCACUCCUUUCCCUUUUCCUCUCUUCAUUCCCUCUCUCUCUUCCAUUAAAUCCUUCCCUCCCCAGUUUUGA
This is a messenger RNA of Closterium sp. NIES-65, 843 nucleotides long. NCBI's taxonomy places the organism in Eukaryota, Viridiplantae, Streptophyta, Zygnematophyceae, Desmidiales, Closteriaceae. The record is from the annotation of a GenBank genome assembly.